UUUUUUGAAGAUUAAGUAGAAUUUCGAUUUUUGAAGAGCACCAGUCAUUAUAAAAAAUGACUUUGCAUUCCGCUUUGGUUUUGGAUCUUGAGAAAUGAGCCACAGGAAUUUGAAAUCUUUCGAGCUCAUCUAAAAAGAGAUGGCCAAGCAAUCACAGGAUUGCAAGAAGAUUCGCUUCGGCGUGCCUACAGCGCAGCAAAGCAGGCAGAAGUUCUAGCCCGUAUGCGCCCGGUUUUGAUCGGCAUGGCCCAUGUCGCAACUAUCGUCAAAUCUCUACACGCAAUAGGUCACUAUCGCGGAAACAUCGAUCGCAAGGUAGAGCCCACACCAGAUAUCACGCGAAUGGACUUCUUGCGCCCACAGAACUUGAGACGCCGUCGUCGUAAUACGCGCAUCGGUAUCGGCGAUGGUUGGGAGGCAUACGGCAGCGGCCGUCCCGUGGACGAUGUGCAGAGGCGCUUCGUUUUCGACUUGAAGUUAUGGAUCUAAUGGACCACGUUCUCGCCGUUCAUUUAGAUGUUUCACUUUUGAGAUUGAGUGUCGUCACGACCAGUUGGUUCUAAUCAUAGAAGAUGAGAUUCGAAAACGGAAGAUCAUGGAGCAGCAUCAACUUGCAUCUCGGAAAGAACUCGAAAAUGACCCUGAAGAUGAAGAUGGUGGGAAGUAGGAGUAGCCGCGAUUUCCGAGGCAGCAUACGAAGCUUCCUUCCAAAGUUGCCUCCCGAUAAGAUACUUCCUUCUAAAGUUGCAGCUUCCCAAGUACGAUCCAUAAGCAUAAUCCAGGCUUCCCUUAAACGAAACUUUGACCUGUAGAUGAUGCGAUACGCAAAUGUUUCAACGCAAGAAGCAACAUGUUUUCAUGCGCAUAACAGCGAAUCAAGCGUUCCUCUGUUAUUAGCAGCUUGGCUGCUCAUAUUGAAACCACG
Molecule: messenger RNA, 925 nt
Organism: Amoebophrya sp. A25
Lineage: Eukaryota; Dinophyceae; Syndiniales; Amoebophryaceae
Source: the annotation of a GenBank genome assembly